This is a messenger RNA of Brassica rapa (field mustard), 639 nucleotides long. RefSeq lists its product as uncharacterized. The record is from RefSeq and is a predicted model, not a curated record. NCBI's taxonomy places the organism in Eukaryota, Viridiplantae, Streptophyta, Magnoliopsida, Brassicales, Brassicaceae.
AUGGCCCUUCCAGUUUUUGCUAUGCCUUGUUUCAAGCUCCCUAAAGAUGUGUGUGAGAAGCUCACAAGUGCAAUGACUGACUUUUGGUGGAGCAGUGGAAACAACAAGAAGAAAAUAUCUUGGGUUGCAUGGAAAAAACUCUGUACAGAGAAAGAACUUGGUGGGUUGGGAUUCAAAGACAUUGAGAAAUUUAAUCAAUCCCUUCUGGCUAAGCAAGCUUGGCGGAUAUGGUCAUCUCCUAAUUCUCUACUGGCUCAUCUCCUAAAGCACCGUUACUUUAAGCAGUCAGAGUUUCUUGAGUGUAGCAUGGGUGCUCGUCCUUCUUUCCCAUGGCGUAGUAUUAUGCAUGGUCGAGAACUUCUGAAAGAUGGCACGUUCAAUAAGAUUGGGGAUGGGAGAAACACUAGAGUGUGGCUAGAUAACUGGUUGCUGGAUUCUACGCCUAGGCCUCCUAUGUAUCGCCAAGAUGCAGUGGUGGACCUUACACUGUCAGUGAAUGAUCUAAUUGAUCGGCAUACUAGUUCUUGGAAUGCUGAUUUGGUUCGGCAGUUGAUUGCAGAGGUAGAUGUUGAUUUGGUACUGAAUACGAAGAUUGUCCAGUCUAGAGAUGAUUCUUUUGUCAAAGAAUGUGCGCUAUGA